AUCAUUUGAUUCAACUCUAGAAAUGAGAGUCUGAAUUGCUGGUCGCCGCUCCAUUCAGCUGAUUUGAUCGAUCAAUCAUGCGCAUGCUGUAGGGGCGGGGUGGUGAAGGAAGGGCGCCAUCGCGACGAUGGAAACAAUGCGCCCGACAGAUAGAGUGAGAAUAGUGAGAAAUUGAAGGACAUUUGCUGUGUGGCUGACUUGCUAUUGCGUUGAUUAUGGACCAGGGGCAACGUAGUGUCGAGAAGAACAUGAUUUUUAAGUCUGGUUCCUUCUCUUCUCUUGCUCACCCAGAUUUAGGUGAAGCAUAAGCUGCUACUAUUCACCAUCUAUCCAUGUGGAAGGGUGCUAGCCGGGUGAACGAGAGUUGAGGGAGUCGUGAUACAGACGGACCACCUGCGUCGUGCUGAGCACGAGGAACAAAGCAGGGGAGCAUGGCGAAUUGGAAUUUCGUGGCGGAAUUGCUGAAAAUGGCCGCUGAUUCCAUAGACCUUCUUGCUCGAGCGUUGGAGUGUCUGUACAACAACUUGAGCGCCAACGCAGUUGCUGCGAGAUAGAGCACGCGCGGAAUUCUUUCCGUUCUUUUCCAAGUUGCCUUCAUGACAGUCAAUCGACUGCUGCAGCCAGCUAGCCAGCUGAGGUUGAGAAGAGACCACAAAUUUAAUCACACACGCGCACACCGGAGUCGAAUCGGCGACGAGGGUGAGCAAGUCACUUCCUUCUUCUUCUGAGAUCGUCAUCAGAAAUACAAUUGUACGAUGGAGAUUCAGCCUGUUGUGAAGAAACGCAAUCAAAUUCAAAGGUUGGUUUCUCAGUGCUUGUAAUGAAAUCUCGAGGCAAAGAUCUUUGACUGUACAUGUUGAUGGAGCAGGAGAGGUCACAUUAAACUCUGUACGCACCUCUUUUUCGGUUAGUUUACUCGGUCCGCUGGGAUCUCUUAAAUCUCAGAAGCGACUAUGGUGGGUGGAUGGGAAGGCAUGAGGUUAGAUAGUUGUGAAAUUUGGCAGGGACUUUCGCAAGUUAUGGCCAAGGCUGUUUCCAGAAGGUGGUCGAGGCCUACAUGCCGAAUGCCAAGAAAUGAUUACGAAACUGGACUAGGUCUGUCUUCUGAUGACAAGGCAUUGGGGGCAGUCUUGCUCUGUAAAUAUGUCUUUGACAGCGAUCAUGGAUAAUGCGGAAGACUUCCAGCGUAGAUUAUCAGGCCAUUAGUCCACCAGGAAAAAUAAUGUCUGCAGCAUCACCUAGUCCAAAGGGUGAAGGGCAUCUUCUCAGCUGUAGACUUGUCAGUUGCAGAUAGCAGGUAAAAGUUGUACUUUUAUACACGUACUUUAUCAAAUGUGCAAUAGUAGGUUCCAUGACAUUCUCGGGUGUGAACAAUUUUUGAUACUUCCGAAGUCGUGAUUUAAGGAAAUAUGGGCUUGCAGAGGGUAUGGGAUUGCGGAGGAGGUUGGUUUCAGUUUGUAGGUCGGGAACUCAUUGGAAGAGCUGGAACUGCAUUAAGAGGAAUCAGAAACAAUGGGAGGACGAUAUUGCAAAUGACGGAUGAGAUAUCCUGGUACGAAACUAUGGUAAUAACCUGCAAUAAACUUGAGAUGCAAAAUGUGCGCAAGAUCUUGCUUAUGGGAAGAGCUUCUGGAAUUUUACUGUUUACGCCUUCAUGUCCGAGUAGCAGACCUGAUGGGAAGACAAGAUCAUGUUCCCCCUAAUCGACGCGCUUGGAGGGAUCCUGGUGACCGCAGGAGCUGAAACUUCAGUGAAUGUAAAAGGGACAACAGAGUUUCGAAUUCCCCGGAGAUGAUCUUUCUUCAUCCACAGAGCGAGGUGCGAUGGGUUUAAAGAGGAGACUUGUUUGGAGUUCGGAUCUCUUAAAACAGUUGAGUGCACGAUUGAUGCCAAGGGAAGCCGCAGUGGAAUGUGGAGGUACUGAAAGGAUUUCAAAGAAGCCGGUGCUCAGGUUUUACAAACCCGAAAUUCCAAAUAGAUAUACUCCCAAAGAGUUGGAUUGAAAGUAGCAGGGACUGUAGAAAUUUCGUUGCCAGUUAUAGCAGUACCGAACUGUCUGGUAGUCCAGCUCCUACGACAUGUGGCUGGAGGUUUUUAUGUGUGACUCGGAAGAUUUCGCCCAUUUUUUUCAGCUCAGGUCCUUGAGCUUCUGGAAGAACUUCGAGGGAGGAGUAAAGGACGCAUUCAGCCAUUAUGCAUGAUCUGUAGAACAAACUUCAAAGGUGCCAAUCUUUCAACUAAAGGUGUCCAUCAGGUGAAGGUUAGCUUCAAACUAGAUCAAUUCUGAACAGUACAAAAUCGAGGACUUCGAAAUCACGGAGUCGUCAGUGUAAGGUUGGCAGGCAAACUUAUAUAGUUAAGUUCUGUUACGCUCACCUCUGAGGUCUGCAGUUAUAGAUACAAAAGCAUUAAGUAGACAUUUGUGGCGAGCGAAGGUGGAGUUGAAAACCCCGGAGCCAAGUUCUAUAUCGUAAAUCCUCAACUCGCAGAUCACAAUGUUGUGAGGCCAGACAAGGGCAGUUUUGUAAGAACGAUUCGUCAUUUAGAUGUGUAGCUCAAAACGGUGG
Marchantia polymorpha subsp. ruderalis is the source of this 2567-nucleotide messenger RNA. NCBI's taxonomy places the organism in Eukaryota, Viridiplantae, Streptophyta, Marchantiopsida, Marchantiales, Marchantiaceae. The record is from the annotation of a GenBank genome assembly.